AUGCUGCCCAGAGACCAAACAGCAGAAGGCAAUUUCUCUUCAGUCAUGGUGUUUGUUUUCUUGGGAUUUUCUAACCUUCCAAACCUCCAGGGGCUUCUAUUUGGUCUUUUCUUUCUCGUCUACAUAUUCAUCUUAACAGGAAAUGGUCUUAUCAUCAUAAUCACGAGGGUGGACUCUGUUCUCCAGACACCUAUGUAUUUUUUUCUGGCCAAUUUUUCCUCUCUAGAAAUCUGCUAUGUGUCUGUCACUCUUCCCAGGAUUCUAGUGAACCUUUGGACUCAAGACAGAAGCAUUUCUUUGCUGAGCUGCGCCACCCAAAUGUGCUUCUUCCUUGUUCUGGGGGCCACAGAGGCAUUUCUUCUGGCUGUGAUGGCUUAUGACCGCUACAUGUCCAUUUGCAGCCCUCUGCACUAUCCUCUGGUCAUGAACCACAAGAUGUGCAUCCAGUUGGCUGUGGGUGUCUGGCUCAGUGGAGUUCCGGUCCAGAUAGGGCAGACAUGCCAGGUGUUCUCACUGCCCUUCUGUGGUUCAAACCAAAUCAACCACUUUUUCUGUGACAUCCCCCCACUGAUCACGCUGGCCUGUGGGGACAUGUCACUCAAUGAGAUAUGUGUCUAUGUAGUUGCUGUAUUAUUUGCCAUGAUUCCUUUUCUACUGAUUAUUGGGUCUUAUGUCAAAAUAAUUUCUACCAUCCUCAAGUUGCCCUCAGCCACGGGUCGGUCCAAAGCCUUCUCCACCUGCUCCUCCCAUCUCAUAGUUGUGCUUUUAUUCUUUGGCUCUGUGACCAUCACCUACUUACGGCCCAAGUCAAAUCAUUCUGCAGGAAGCAACAAAACGCUGUCUUCUACACUAUUGUGA
Messenger RNA from Camelus dromedarius (Arabian camel), 858 nucleotides. RefSeq names its product olfactory receptor 10AG1-like. The transcript has a single exon. Gene Ontology annotation, molecular function: olfactory receptor activity; G protein-coupled receptor activity. The record is from RefSeq and is a predicted model, not a curated record. Gene Ontology annotation, biological process: detection of chemical stimulus involved in sensory perception of smell; G protein-coupled receptor signaling pathway. NCBI's taxonomy places the organism in Eukaryota, Metazoa, Chordata, Mammalia, Artiodactyla, Camelidae. Gene Ontology annotation, cellular component: plasma membrane. The coding region runs from base 1 to 858 and encodes 285 amino acids.